This is a messenger RNA of Haliotis rubra (blacklip abalone), 6816 nucleotides long. RefSeq lists its product as uncharacterized. The record is from RefSeq and is a predicted model, not a curated record. Gene Ontology annotation, molecular function: ATP binding; protein serine/threonine kinase activity. Gene Ontology annotation, cellular component: cytoplasm; nucleus. NCBI's taxonomy places the organism in Eukaryota, Metazoa, Mollusca, Gastropoda, Lepetellida, Haliotidae. Gene Ontology annotation, biological process: peptidyl-serine phosphorylation; signal transduction.
UGUACUAUGGCGAUGCGACACAUACCUUAGCAAAAUGACGUGAAUUUAUAAUCUAAACUGUGUUAAUUAUGGAUACUAAGCCAAUUUACUCUCCUGAUAUUUAUUUGGCACACUGAGAUGGUUGGACACAAUGGGUUAAGUGACAUCUGUCUGGUGGAAAGCCCAGCGUGGGGAGGCAGAGGACUGCCCUCAGCAUGACCACUGAAGACUUGCUACAGCCAAACCAGGUCGUCAAGGACCGAUGGAAAGUCACAAAGAAGAUUGGCGGUGGUGGUUUUGGGGAAAUUUACGAGGCGUCAGACAUGGUUACGAAAGAAGCAGUGGCUCUGAAGCUGGAGUCUGCCAAGCAGCCAAAGCAGGUGCUCAAGAUGGAGGUGGCUGUACUCAAGAAGCUGCAAGGUCGUGAUCAUGUCUGUCGCUUCAUCGGCUGUGGUCGAAAUGAAAGGUACAACUACGUGGUGAUGUCCCUACAAGGCAAGAACCUGGCCGAGUUGAGACGCAGUCAGCCACGAGGUUGUUUUUCCCUGAGCACCACACUGAGACUGGGGGCACAGAUUCUGAAGGCCAUUGAGUCCAUCCAUGAAGUGGGCUUCCUCCACAGAGAUAUUAAACCAUCCAACUUCUCCAUGGGUAAAUCUGCAAACCACUGCCGCAAGGUGUAUAUGUUGGACUUUGGCCUAGCCCGUCAGUACACGACUGCUACAGGGGAGGUUCGACCACCACGAGCUGCAGCUGGCUUCCGGGGCACAGUCAGAUAUGCCUCUGUCAAUGCUCACAAGAAUAAGGAGAUGGGUCGUCAUGACGACCUGUGGUCUCUGUUCUACAUGCUGGUUGAGUUUGUGGUGGGUCAGCUUCCCUGGAGAAAGAUUAAGGACAAGGAACAAGUGGGCACAAUGAAAGAAAAAUACGAUCACACCUUGCUGCUGAAAAACAUGCCUUCAGAGUUUCGCACCUUCCUCGACCACAUUCAGUCACUGGACUACUACGACAAGCCUGACUAUGCUCUCCUGCACAACCUGUUCGAACAGUGUAUACGACGCAAGUCCAUCAAGGAAGCAGAUCAUUAUGAUUGGGAGAAGCCCUUUGUUGAUAUGUCAGUCGCGACCACUACCUCGCAGCCAGUUGCCAUCAAACAGACUGCAGGGGGACAGGGUAACUUACAAGUUGGUCCUAACACACCUGGUCAUGGUGCCACUGAGCUGAUUGACGAGAACCUGAGUUACAACCAGGAGGACGAGGAGAACCUAAAGAAACAGCCAGGUGACCUAAUCAUCGGCGACAACAAGUACCAGCGGGACAUGGACAAUAAGCUUUGGGAGGAGAAAGUGGAGAUCAUGUUGUCUCAGAAAGCAGACGUCGAAAAACAGGAUGGAAAAUAUGAAGCCGAGCAGAAAGGAAAGGAAGAACUUGAAGGUGACAGUCAACAAAAGGAAAAUGGCGGCAAGGAUAGUAAGAGUAAUAAUGGUGUGUUGAUUGAAGAGAAGGAAGCUGCUGAUGACAUUGCUCCAAUACCAACGUUCAGGAUAUCGGAGAUGGUGGGUGGGGAGCAGGGGAUGAGGAAGAUUUCAGAACAGGUCGAGAGGUCUUCGUAUCUGAAAAAGUUAGGAACAAUCAGUACUGACAGAAAUAGGGAAGAUGGGAGUGAGGAGAAGGAAUCCUUGAAGCAGAAGGACACUUCAGUGUUGAUACACUUACCACAGCAUAAUCAAACUCAUGGUGACGGUGCUACACAAAAACUUGUUCUGGCUGAUCAGGUGGACCAGGUUCAUAUAUCUGAUAAUAACGCUAGACAGGUAGAUGAUAUUGUAGGAGAAAAAGUGGUAGAUAAAAAAUUAGUUAGAAAUGUGACUAUAGAUGUUGACGAUGACCAUUUGGAUGACAAUGGGUGCAAUAUCAACGACAACCUCCCAGAUGUGACCUUCCCAGUGAGCCGUGCGCCUCUCACGUUUGCCUUGCAGACGGAUGAUAAAACUCACACUGCUGCAGAUGACAAUGCAGACGAAAUGGCGACUCGAGCUGCUCCGUUUACAGUUGCCAGUCAGUGGAUAGGUAUGUCGGCUUUCGGCUCGAGUGGCGAGGAGAGUGACGAUGACCAGUCGGAGGAGGAGAGCGCUGCCCGGGGAGGGGAGGUGAAACUCAGGUGGCCAAAGGGGCGGUCGAAAAGAGGCCAGACAAACACUCUUGCAGAUGGGGAUGACAUGAACUAUGAUAGUGUCGCCAGGAAUUCAUUGGUCUUCCUGGAUGAUAAGGAGUCGAAAGAUGCGUGCCGUGGUUCGCUGGUUUUUGAUGAGGAAGAAGAUGAGGACUUUUUUGCUCAACUUAAACAGCAAGGUGUUCAGGCAGAUGAUCACGAAGGGAAAGCAUUGCCAAAAUCUCAAGGUGUGUUUGGUUCGGGAAGUCUGCAGAGACUCAGCAGUUUUGAGAAUAAAGACGAUAUAAACAGCAAUAAGCAGAGUAACUUCUCUAGUCCAAGAAAAAUGCCGGAAAAACUGGCCAAAGAUAUAGGCAAUCGGAUCGGAUCCCCACUCAAACAAGGCCCUGGUAGUCCAUCUAAGCUUUUGUUUAAAGGUCGAGAAUUGUCCAGUGACGACAAAAAAUCGGGUAAAGUGCAUUCAAAACUUGUUGCAACAGGUAAACCACCUCCAUAUCAGGGUUCAAAGAAGGACAAGAAUAUGGAAGAAAAAUUUAAAUACUCGACUCAAGCAGAUAGUAAUUCUAGAGACUUGGAUGAUGUCCUGAAGAUGAGAGACAAUGUCCAUGGAUCCCGAGAUGGGUUGGCUGAUAAGUAUCAGUUGGAGGAUGUGAAGGAAGUUGUAAACCGAGAGAUAAGCACUGAGGCGGUGGACAUUUUGCAUCCUCACCUAAAUUCAAAUAUCAAUAGUGCUUUCUCAAGCCACGCUUAUAGAUCUCCCCGUGCUUCUGAUGCUCUAUGCAAUGAAAAUAAAAUGCCAAGCACUGGUUCCGCUGAGGAUAGACAAAGCAAACAAUCUGGCUUGUCUAUGCGACAAUCUCCCGCCAAAAGACGAUCAGCUUCAGCACCACGUCUAGACUAUAUAUCCCAUGAUGCCACAGAUGCUUUGCGCAGCGUCACGCCUCUACAGCUUGACGCUGACAACCGUGUCCCAAAACCACCUCCAGGGAUGGCCCCCAAGAAUGCCGUCGUGACCGCAAGAAGUGAUGUGGAUGAUGAAGAGGAGGGGACAGUUACAGCAUCUGGGUAACAGCAGGGCAACAGACCACUAGAGUAACAUCGUCAGGGAUGUAACUUUGAAGUAACGUCGGCAAAGAUUUAACACUGGCGUAACGUCAUAGGAGAUGUAUCUUUGAGAUAGCAAUCUCUGAUCGAUGUAACAUUAAUGUCUUGAAGAUGUCCAGCGUGAGAAGAAUUGACAACUGAACCACAUAAACAACCAGAAGCUCCUGACAGGGUUGAAUUCAACUCCAGACUGGGUUCAGGAGUUCCAUGUCUGCUGCAUUGUUUUGAUGACAAUAUUUUGUUUGAAAGAGUGGUAUGUUUGAGAAAAACAUUUUUUUGCAAUAGGGUGACAUAUGUAAAUUGUUUUGAAAUUUGGAUCAAAUUGUAUUGUUUCAUAUGUUUAAAGUUUAUUUAUUGUCAAAAUCUUGGCUCCUUCCCAAUCAAAUCUGGCUUAGUUUGAUGAGUCAGUAUUAUCUAAAAUUGAAUUUCAAUCUGGCUGCAUUUUUAGUGUUCGUUUUUUUAAAAUCAAAAUUAGUGCACAGAUGUGAAUGAUAAACAAAAUCUGUAGCUUCAAGUCAAAUGGAGUGUUAUUUUUCCAUCUCGAGUUGAAAACAUCAAUUGUGAUCUCUUGCGGAUAAUAAUUGCAAGAUGACAUAUGAACUGCUGUUGCUUGUGUCUUCAAUCACUGCUGCUGCCACCAUCAUGCCUGCCCCUCCACUGCUUGUGUCAUAUCCACCACUAGGCUAUAUGUCUCAUAGCAACAUGCCUGGUGUACACGCUGGGCUGUCAUUGGUCGUUAGCUCUCAUGUAGCUUGUAUAGUCAUCAAAAUGCAGUGGUUAAAAAAUAUUAACCUCAUUCAUGACUGACUCUUGAAAAAGCAGCUCUGACUUGAUUUUAAAAAGAAAACAAUCACAGGUCGGAUGUAAAUAAGUUUUGAACAUCUGACUUGGUAUGAUAAUAACAUUUUUAUUGCUUAACACAUAGAAAAAUCUUACUGGACAUCUUCUGUUCUUUAGUCAAACAUUUUGACAAUUUUUAUAUAAAAUGUGAUUAUGAUAUAUUUAAUUGAUUUGCAUAAUGUAUUUUGUUUGUAAAAUAUUCCAAUAGCAUAAUGAGUCUAAAACUUAAGGAAAAUGUUUUUGAAUUGCUGCAUUGGCCUGUAUACUCUCCUGCACCGUAGUUUGUUCGGUCUGUAGGUCCCUUGCACUGUGCUCUUGUUGGUCAGUUAGUUCUAGUGCACUGUGCUCUCAUUGGUCUGUUAACUCUUGUAAAAUGAGCUCACAUUGGUCGUUUAGCUUUCAGAUACACAUAGUCUCAAUUAAUAAUCUUGUCAAUCUCAUUGGUCUGUUUGCAUUCGAACAAACUACAGUCUCAUUGGUUGAAAGUGUAUCCCUGUCUGUUUUGUUACAUCUUAAUGGAUUUAUUACGUUCCAUGUUGAUAUGAAUUGUUUUCUGUUGUUAUAUCUAGCCACAUUGGUUCAUGAUGUGAUAAAUGUUAAGCAAAAUUCUGCCUUAUAGUCAGCAAUAUGUUGUGCCAAAGCUAUAGUCUGUUGGCCAGAACCCGUUGUCGGUUUCCUGUUUUGUUAAUACAUUUCAAGAUUUUAUAAAGUUUCUGUUCAUUUGUUAUGGCUGUCUUUAGUUGAGAUGACUUAGAGAAACAUUCAUUAGCUUGGUUCUUCCCCCGGUAACUCCAGUGUGUAUCAGUGAUUUGUCAUGAAUGAUAACUAUUAUGCUUGAUCAGAGAGGUGUCAUUAUUAUUUUGUUUGUUUUUUGAAAAUUGAUUUUUAUUGACUUUAUUUUGUGUUCACAUUCAGACAUUACAAACCAAUGUACAUGAAUUGUUUUGGUAUGUACCUGUGAUACAGGCUUGAUGAAGUAAGCACCUCUGUGUGAUUAUGUGUAAUACAAGUAAGUCAUUUCCUAUGUUGUGGAAUAAAUCAUUACUCAGAUGAUAGCUUUCUGUUUAAUGAAUACUAAGCCUGGAAAGAUUGCAAAGUGCAGUUGACUAAACACACAAUGUUUCAAUUUUAUGCAGAUUUGUAGAUCUUAUCGAUAGAGACUCAAAUAGUACAGAAUUGCUAGUAGCCCAAUCAUCUUCGACACAGCAAUUCGCUAUGCAGAGUUGUGGCCCUUGGGUAUGCCAGACACCUGUUGGUGUUGGUUCCAAAUGUGUUGUGCCUGGUCAUGCUUAAAGUUUGUAAGCGCAUGUUCGUGGGUUUUAUUGAAACAUGGUAAACAUCUGAUACCUUCAUCAAUUUGGACAUUCUCCCAGUUGUCAUGUCGUGAGAUAACUCAAUUACUAUUCAAAGAAUCAUCAAACUAACACUUAGCUUUUUGCUUAGUUUAAAGUUUGUGACAAUGUUGUUGGUAUGUGAUGAAAUUCAGUGCUUGUUCAGUAUGGUUAGAUAGAACAUGAAGGUGCUUACUUCAUCAGAAAGUUUGUGUCCGUGAUCAGUUCCCUUGGAAACCACCUCUAACUCAAAAGGUCAACAAGUUUUAGAAAGAACUGUCUUAUUACAUGUGCACAUGGGGACUCUCCUUUGAUGCAAUAGGGAGGAAAAUCCAGAAAUGGUAUCCAUCUGUGAUAGUAUAACUUUUAUAGGAUUAGUAUUGUUUUAUAAGAAAAGUGGAUUUGUUUUAUUGAGAAAUUUCACUCUUGGUUACGUCACAACCUUCAGUUGUUCCUGAAUGUUUUUGUCACAUUGAUUCGCUUCAUGUCUCAUUCUUCAUAUGUAUUGGCAUUACAUCGUGUUUGAACUCAUGUCCAUGCCUAAACUUUGCAUCGUCAUCACUGAUGUUUGGCCACAGUUGUAAGGAGCUGACGAAGGAAAGGAAAUUAACAUUUACGUGUACAGUAUCCGAAAGUACUCACAUCUACAGAUUCUGUAAAAUCUUUGAAAUUUUUUGGUCAAUCAGAAUGUACACAAUUGUUCCUCACGUCGUCAUAUGAGCCGAAAUAUUCUCAAGCACGACGUUAAACCCAAUUUCACCUCACAAUUGUUCCUAGCAAAGGUUAUAUUCAGACUAUAAUUCGUACUGUUUGUGGUUAGGCUUUGUAAUAUGUCAGGAAUUCUGAAUGUAAUUUUCCUUUGAAAAGUUAUUGCAUCAGUCAUGUGUAAUCCGUAUGUAUUUAAAAAUCAAAAUGUAGCAUUGUACCAAAUAUUUUGGGUUUGAUCAUAGCAUUGUACCAAAUACUAUCAUGAUCAUCAUUGAGCAUCAGUUUGAUCAACUUGUCCAUUGUCAAAAUGGCAGAUUUUCCUCUGGUUGUGUUCUCUGGUCCAAGAUGACCUUGUAAACAUUGCACUCAGAACUCUGUUUUGUCCCAGUAACUUCCUGUUUGCUCACGCCAUGGCCCCCUGGGAAGGCUCCACAUGUACAGAUGUAAAUAUUCCAAUUUCCCCAUGUGCUGGCAUAGGCGUCUCACAGCUAGUAGCAAGUAGAGGACUGCAAAUUUCACCAUCAUUAAUUGACACCAUUUUGAAUGAACACUGUCUCUUCUUGCCAUAUUUCCGGUGAGGAUUACGUCAAAUAAUGACAACGUGCUGAUAUCCUGUAUAAAUAUUCAGAGCUCUUAUUGAUUAUUCAAACUAUUUUUUGGUUUAUUGCAGUGAAUAAUUAA